Penicillium vulpinum is the source of this 738-nucleotide messenger RNA. RefSeq lists its product as uncharacterized. Lineage: Eukaryota; Fungi; Ascomycota; Eurotiomycetes; Eurotiales; Aspergillaceae. The record is from RefSeq and is a predicted model, not a curated record. The transcript has 2 exons. The coding region runs from base 1 to 738 and encodes 245 amino acids.
AUGAUCAGACGGCCCCCAACUAUCAUUGCCCUGGAGGAAAAAGAUGUUGAAUCUCACCUCCAGCGGAUAUAUAUCCGUCAUACGCUGACUGUUGAAUUCGAGCAGCUGCACCUAGACGAUGAGAGCUGCGAUGAAAUGGACCCGUCCCCGAGCUCCCAUGUCUCUUCGGAAUUUGACGAGGAUAUUGAUACCACAGGCCUGACCCAAGAAGGAUCCUCAUGUUUUGAGCCUACUUCUCCAAGAGAUAGGAGCUGUGCUUCUACAGAUGCAAUUCCACAUACUUCCAUUACAAAGUCAUGCCUCAAAUCCCCAAUCCCAAACCAACACUCCUCGUUACAAGUGACAAUUUCCACUGGAAUACACUUGCAAGCAGACCGGUCUGACCCACCGCGACUGAAGGUGAAAUUUGCCCUCUCACCGCAAGAACAUGAACUCCAUAGCGGCAAUGCCCCGCUUGGAGAAGAAACAGAUCGGGAUCGCCACAGAGAGAACUACCCGCCAAGCGACACCGAUGCUAUAUAUACACCCAUGCUCAUGGACUCACCAACUUCGACGCCGCAGGUUUCAUUCUUGUCGUGUGGCGUGUCCUCAAGUCCGGCCUCCGCAAGCGUCCCACUCCUAGCCGUAGCAUCCACGAUGUCUUACGAGGCAGUCUUGGCCGAGGGGGCAGUCUCCCCUGAUAGUGUGGCCAAUAGCACUAGUGAGAACUGCGAUUCGCACGUUAAAACGGUUAUCUAG